Messenger RNA from Symbiodinium sp. CCMP2456, 3015 nucleotides. The record is from the annotation of a GenBank genome assembly. Lineage: Eukaryota; Dinophyceae; Suessiales; Symbiodiniaceae.
AUGUCCCUUUCAGAAGGCUUACUGAGCCUAUUUACCUGCAGCAACGCUUCGGUCGAAAUGGGGCGAGGCAAGAAGAAGAAGGACAAGACCAGCUACAGCUAUGAGGAGGAUUCUCGGAGCUCUGACGCUUCGGCGGCGCGGCGGAAGAAGCGCCGUGCGAAUGCCGGGCUAAAGCCCGCCUCCGGCUUCGGGCUCGCGCCGCCCCCGGCAGCUGAGGCUCCCAUGUCGGCUUUUAGCUCGGCCCCCUCGGCCCCCAUGGUCCUACCGGCACCCGUGGCGGGGCUUCUCACGAGCGAUGUCGCCACCGACCUCCAGCGCAUGCGCAUGGCGGUCGAGGCUGCAACAGGCAAGACGAUGGAGCCAAGGCUCAAGCUCGACCAGCGAGAGGAAGAGCGAGAGCAGAAGCUGAGCAUGGCGGAGGAUCUGAGAGACGCCUUGCUGGAUCCGUCAAACAUGAAGCAGCUGCUGACGAGAACAAGCCUUCUGUCGGUGACGCAAGCCGAGGAUGGCAAGAUCGUUCUACGCGCGCCGUCAAAGCAGUCAAUGAAGGACGCAAUGUCGGUGCUGGCGAGAGUGGCGCAUCACUGUGCCUGGGGCUGCAAUCUGACCAAGGUAGGACUGCUCUUGCGCGACCUGGCUGCAAUGGUCAGCCUCCCGCGCAACUUCCGAGCCUCUUUGAGACAAGGAGAGAAGCCGGAGAAGGCGAUCCACACGGUCGUCAUCCGGCUAGGCGCAAGGGACCAAGCAGACCUGCUGCACGCAAAUAGAGCGACACUGCUCGAGGAGGGCCGCGUGAACCCUCGCAGCGACAAGCUCCGAAUCGGCACAGAUGCGCGUCAGUGCCAGGUCGUUGUGGAGGCCAUUGCGGGCAUCAGCCGGAAGCACGCGUUGUUCAAGCAGACCUUGCAGAUCCUUAGCCAGUCUCGACCUGCAGCAGCAUUUGCAAGCGUGCUAGUCGCAGCACAUGCGUUGCUUCCAGCCGGAUGGCUGAUUCCUGCCAUGGGCUGCUCCUGCUGCAAGAGCAAAAAGCCUGGGGCAGCGGCGCCGCCGGUGCCGCCAGUAGUGAUAGAAGAUUUGUUCGACGAGGCACAGAAGCCUGAGGACCCACCGCCAAGGCCGCAGGAGCCAGAGUUCCGGAUCGGUUUGGGCUCGCUCUUUCCGAACUUCGAUUGUCGAACAACACAGGGUGACUUUAGCUUCCAUGCCUUUCUGGAAAAGCAAGCAGCGCAUGGCUUCACCAUGCUUUUCUCGCAUCCCAAGGACUUCACCCCAGUUUGCACCACAGAGAUUGGUGCAUGCCAAGUGCUGGCGAAGGACUUCCAGCGGCGUGGGGUGCAGCUGAUCGGCCUGAGUUGCGACUCCGUCGAGCAGCAUCGGAAAUGGGCCGAGGAUGUGCUGGCCUCGAGGAAGAUCACGAAUUCCUCACAGCUGGACUUCCCCAUCAUCGCGGAUGAAACUCGGGAAAUCGCCAACUUGUUGGGCAUGAUGGAUCCAUUGGAGAUAGACGACUUCAGCAAGCUUUCCAUGCCUGCCCGAGCACUUUUCCUCAUAGGUCCCGACAAGCGCCUUCGCCUCACGAUCCUUUACCCGGCCACCACGGGUCGCAACUUUGCAGAGGUGCUGCGGGUCAUUGACUCUCUCUACCUCACAAGCUGCGCCCAGGUCGGUACUCCGGCAAACUGGCAUCGAGGCGACGAUGUUCUCCUCGCCAUGAAUGCACCUGAGGGGCUUUUCAAUGUGGCCAAAGAGGAGCCAGUGAUGUCGGGCAAGCGCUAUAUGCGCCACUUACCACCACCGACAGUGAGACCCAAGCAGCCGAUCCCGAAUUUGGGCGAGGUUCCGCAAAGCGAUACCGAGUUCAAGAUCAAGUUGGGCGCCAUCUUUCCGAACUUUGACUGGCACGCCACGUCGAAGGGCAUCAGCCGCUUCCACCAACUCUUGGAUCGGAUGAAGGGUGCCCUCACACUCUUUAUCUGUUGGCCACGCAACUUCGACGCAGUGGCUACGACGGAGUUGAUGUGCUGCAUGCAGAUGGGAGCUGAUCUCAAGAAGCGGGGUGUCGCUCUGGUUGGGAUGACCUGCGACACGGUGGAGGACCAGAAGAGCUGGGUGGAUGACUGCCUCGUUCUGGCGGGCCUUGGAGGUUCCACCGAGUACCCGACGAUGAUUCCGGACAAGUCGCAUCACAUUGCCCACGAGCUUGGCCUGCUUCCUCGUGGGAAAAAGGACAAGGACACUUCGCCGGCACGGGUGAUGUUCGUGCUUGACCAGCAGAAGAAGGUACGACUGAGUAUGCAAUAUCCUCAGACCACUGGCUUCAACUUCUUCGAGGUGUUGAGAGCGGAGCUCAGCAUUGCGUCUGAAAUGUCGUCGGCGAUCUUUGGUCUGAAGAUGCUUCAGAUAUUAAUCAUGGGGAUGUCCCGGUUCUCAGAUAUCCAGGAGCACUGGUGGGUGCUGCAGACGGACUUUCGCAAUCAUCUCAUGGAGCUAUUCAUGCCUGCUUUUGACUUGAAUGUGGGUGGAUACCGGCUGCGAGCCCCUGCUCAGAUGAGUACGAAGCAAGCCAACAAUCGCUUCCGGAAUUUGGAGAGUGUGGUGCUGCCCAGCGCAGCUUGGACCAACUCUUUCAGAUUCGAUUUCCUGCCCACUGCAUUCAAUUGCUCACCUCUGUGUCGGAGUUCUGAAGUGAAGCCCGCGAUGGGUCUUCAUACAGCUCAGGCAAGCUGGACGCCGCCCAAGGAAGACUACCUCCGGUAUGUCGAUUGUCCAGAAAGAACGGGGCCCAUCGCGCAAGAAGAGGUGUCACUGCCUGCGGGUUCUUUAUUUGGCGCCCUCGCGUGGGAGCCGCGAGCCAUUCAAGAAUCAGUCAGCUUCGGUAGGAAUUGUGACAUCGCAGCAUGUCGUCCAAGCUCCACAGUGCAAGCGCAACCUACCAGCUGCACAAACAUGUACAUGAAGACUUGUCAGCCGCUGUUGCUUGCUUGGCUUGCUUGCUUACUUAUUCACUUUUACUGA